AUGCCAGCGAUCCUCCUGCGCAGUGCUGCGCGGCGGUGUGGCAGUACCGCGACGCUGCUGGGACGACGGCGCCUGUCGUCCCAAAGCUUUCAGAUCUCCAAGAAGAAUGGAGAAUGUAUACAGUUCACGUCCACGCUUACCGACACGGACGUGCUGCUGGCCCUGGGCGCAGCGAGCUCGGCUUUUGCACAGCACCUCCGAGACGCCGGCACACAGGGCAAGUGGUCGCGGAAGAUGCGCAGCUGGGCGCACUACUUGGCCCUGCAGCAAAGGUCUGGCGAGGGCACACCCAGAGAGGAGCCCAGCAGAGAAGUUCCUGAGAUCGAUCCGCACCAGCCGGUCGUAGUGCGGGUGGACAGCAGGGAGAAGAAGCUCAUCGAGAUCUUGCGGGAGUCCUCCUCCCUGACCUUUUCUGUCGAGACGUUGCGUGUUGGGGAUAUCAUCAUCGGCACCUGGCCGUACGAGAUCUACAUCGAGCGCAAAGCCAUCCCCGACCUGGUGCAGUCCGUCUACGACACGAGGCUCCACAACCAGCUCGGGAACAAGCUCUACCACACGGACUAUGAGAGGUUCCGUGCCGUGGUGGUGCUGGAGGGCCGCUUCGAGCGGUUGAGCCAGGCACCGCAGCAGCACCAGGACAUGGAUGCAGAUGCGGCGCAGCGUCUGUACCAGAGGAAGAGGCGGCUGGCGGUGGCCACAAUGGUAAGGCUCUGCGUCCGUGAUCAGAUCUCUGUGCUACGGGCCUACGACAUGGCCGGCACCGCGGAGAUCAUCGGCGUCCUUGCCGAGGAGUACCCAAAGUUGGUCCAGUGGUCCCCGCUGCAAUACAGCCAGCGCAAGGACAAGCCCUUCCGACCCCGUCGUGGCGAGGAGCCAAAGGAUGCCCUCGUCAGCCAGCUUCGCUGCAUCAGAGGCGUGUCGCAGGAAUCGGCACGCCAUGUUGCAGGAAGGCAUCCGACGAUGAAGAGCUUUCUGGAGGCUUUGUCUGCCGAAAAGGAUCCUGUGCAGUGGCUGAUGAGCAACGGCACCUUCGAGAAGAUCAGUAUGGUGUUUUGGUUCCGCGACCAAUUCUCCAGCCCUCGCUUGCGCUCUCGACCCACCGCCGCACUGCUUGUGGAGGCACUGAUGGGUGAGGAGGCGUUGCAGCAGGAGAACUUCCUGAACACGCUGAAGGCCGGUGACGAUGACGCAUCGGUAGAAGUGAAGGGCCUGAAGGGCGUGAGUGCUGCCGUUGCAGCCGCCCUGGCGCAGCACUUCGGCACGGCGCACGCCAUGCAGGAGGCGCUGAAAGGUGCCGCCGACCCGGCCGCAGUGCUGGAGGCCGCCAUCCCCGUAAAGCAGGGGCCCCGGCUCGUCCAGAAGCGGCCACGGAGAAGGCUCCCCCCCUCGGGGCGCGCAGCGCUUGAGGAAGCCUUCGGCGGCGAGGCGUCCAGGGAGGCGCGUGCCCUACGCGCGCGGCUCCGGGCGGUGAAGGGCAUCGGGCCGACGGCGGCCAACAGGCUGGUGGAGAGCUUUCCGAGCGAGGCCGCGCUGGCGAAGGCGCUGCUGAGCUCCCCAGUAGCUGCGGAUCCUGCCGGCCGCGCCAUGGCUUUGGCACCAAUCCGCUCGCGACCAGCUGCCAUGAGGUUGGUGGCCGCUUUCCUGGAUGGCCGGGCUUUGGAGGAGAGUAGCCUCAUCGACGCCUUGAGGAGGUCGGGGAUCGCCAGUGGCAGAGCUGCCGAGCUCGUGGCCUCCGUCAAGGGCAGAAGCAGAAGGGCGAAGCUGCGAAAGAAGCUGGAGAAGGAGCAGACUGAAGCAGGCGGAUCGCUUGGCCUAACGCCUUCAGAAGUGAAGAAGGCACUGCGGCGGCUGGAAUGCCUGGAAGAAGAAAGCGCGAUCAAGCCGGCGAUUCCUGGCUUUGGCAGAGGAUUUGGCCGCGUUGGUGCUGAGGGCGCGCCAAGGCUCACGUUCCCGCCGCUGCAGCCAAAGUUUGCGCAGCUGCUGCAUGCGUUACUCGUGCGCUUUGACCUCGCCUUCACCGUGCAGGGCUGGGGCGAUGAGCGGCGCGUGACAGUGGAGGCCACGCGGUCCAGAGGACUCCUGCCGGCCUUGCGCUGUGAGCACUUCCUGUCUGCUGCAGGCCUCACCCAGUGCCCCCGCCGCUUGGCCGAUGUGGGGGCGUGUGAGGUGGAGGCCGCCAGUUUUUCAGAGCCGACCAGAAGGGCCGAAGACGAGGAGCCCUUCGUUCCCGAGCACGAUGACCGCGAGAAGGCUGCUCCCACCACGCCUGUGAAGCGUAAGCGCGACCAGCAAGGCUACGGCGGCGGUGGCGGCGGAAUGCGAGGGUGGAGCAGCGAGGAGGAAAGUGACGAGAAGCCUGCCCCUGCUUCCAAAGCAGAUGCGCGAAGGGCCCCCAAGGCGGCGAACCAUCGCGUCACCCGAGGUCGGGGGUUCUUGUCCGAAAGUGAGCAGGCUGCUGCGGCGCCACCGUCAGAUGAGGACGCGCCUAUCCGCUGCAGGCUGCGCGGCGAUUACGAGCACUAUGCGAUAGACCCUGAGGAUACCUGGCGGCCACACAGGAAGCCCUACGUGGAGCUGCUCUCCGAAGCUUGGGAGUUCUCUCACGCCUGGAGCUUCGAACCGGAGCACAAUCCAAACCGGCCUGCGCCUCCCAAAGGGGACCCAGGAGGAGUCGCGACCUUUCGGGUGGAGCACGCAUCAGAGCGCAGCUUCUCAGUGGCCGUGGGAGGCCAAUCGCAGGACAUGCGUCGAUGGCUGUCAGGGCGCAGCGGUGCCGGCGAGGAACCAUAUGUGCUCGAGCUUCGCGUGGUCGAGGAAGAGAGGCGCUGGGACUUUCGCUUCGGGCGCGUGUCGAAGCUCGGCUCGGCGACCUGGAGGCCGCUGCUGUGGUCCUGUGAACGUCACACCAUCUUCUGGCUGGCUUGUUUCGUCGGCCGCGAGGAUGGCAAGAACUACCUACAAGCAGGCCUGGACAUUUUUCCGGAGAAGCGGUUCUUCUCCGCCCGACUUGCGAGCUUUCCGAAGAUGCUGGGAUUUGGUGUGCCAGCAGGAUCUCCCGGACCUUUCUUCGUACGUGACGUGGUCCUCUUUGGCCGAGGUGCUCUGCGUGCUGCCCCGUUCGCUGGCCGCGACCACUUCGUCGAGGUGCCCCUGACGCGCCGCCAAGCGGAGGCCGCACUGCGCAAGGAGAAGCUGGCGGUGGAGGUAUUUGCCCUCAGCGGCGAAGAUGAGGAAGAGAAGGAGACCCGGGAGGACCUCGGCAGGACGCCUUGGCGCAAGAUGUUCUCCGAUGGCAUCCUCGACGCACCCGCACCGGCGGAGGCCAAGGAGCCUUCGAAAGCCUUGUGCUUGGUGGCCUGCGAGUCCAGCGAGAAUCCCCGGAUCCUGGCACAUAGCAGUGCCCAGCUCCCCAGUUCCCCAGUGCCCAAGAUGCCCAGCUCCCCAGCACGCGGCGACUGUCGCAAGAAGGGUGAAGGGGCAGGCCACCUUGGGGUAAAAAGUGCUGUUACUCUGCCCGCUCGCCGGCUUGCGGUUGCCAACGAGCCUUCGAGCAGAAGCCGGCGUAAGUUUGGCAACCAGGUCGUGCCAGGCCUUCUGAAGGUGUGGCCGCCGCCCGAUGCAGGUGCUGCAGCCGAUGGCGUGGAGGCGCUUGAUGGCCUGCAGGGUGUUGGGGGCUUCAGGGUCUCGGGGCGGUUGUUCUUCCGGAGCAUACCCCGCAUCUUGGAUAAAGGCGCGUUCUGCUGCGGGCAUCGCCGCAUUGAGGCCUUGGGAGUCGCCGCGAAGCAGUUCCUGGAUUCGCAGGAGAAGGCACCAGAGCCGCGGUUUGAGCUUGCGAGGUUCAUUGGCUUCGGGGCGUUGCAAGCGCUGAGCGCCGAAACUGUGCGAGAAGUGGGCCUCUUCAAGGAGCUUUACACUUUGUGGUACUUUACUGAGCACCUGAUCCGAACGACGCGCCACCUCGAGGGAUCGCGCAUCGCGCGGAGUGCGGCCAUGCCCCCUUGGCUUGAACGUUUCGAAUAUGAGGAGUUGAGGCGGAUGAUCCUCUCAGGAGUUUUAGUUUUCGCCGAUACAGCUGCGCAGCUGCUGGCUCCCAGAUCAAGAGCAAGCCUAGCUGAUGCUGACAGAGCGGUGUUCUGCAGAACACAGAUGGUGCAACCACAGCCAUGCCAGAGCAAUGAGAACCCCCGCUGCAUCGCCAGAAAGAUGCUGGGCAAGUGCACGGAUGCUCGUCGUGUAAACAUGAGCUACAGUGUCUAUGCAUACACCUGGAAUCCUCCUACCCUAUCCAAACAGCCGAACGCCUUCUCCAAACACUUGCGUGGACUGUCGUCGAGACCCGGGAGCUACAACCUGACGCGCCUCGAGGGAAGCAAGACCUUGUUGGCGCGCUCCCGUAGCGCCCGCCACCCGCCCCACGCCACGCCCCCGGCCGCGCGUGCGGCUGCCGUGCGAGUGGAAGCAGCGGGCCCAGGGCGCUGGCUUCGCAGUGGCCACAAGCUACGCCAGCUACGCGCUCUGGAGGCCGCGGACGUCUUCAGGGAGACACGCCGCCGAGAAGGACAGCGACCUCAGCACGUGGGCAAAUGCCGGGUGCACCUCCCGUGCAGGGGUGGAGUUUUUUUGGGUGGGGGGCUUCAUCCCGUGAGGUGUGACGACACUGGGUGCUCAAUCGAAGUACAGGACACAGACCGCGGAUUCCUGGGUGGCGGCGAGCGCGCCCAGCUCUGGGAGGACCCCUCCGCCGAGUUUGCCUCCACCGAGUCGGCGGAGGUGUCGCGAUUCUUGUUGCGGCCAGCCGACUUUGCCUAUUCCGUCACUGAGGUGCGGGUCUUGCAGAGCUUAGGCCACUUGCUGAAGCUCUUUCCUCCCAGAUUGAGCCGCAUGGUCUCGCGCUACGCAGACACUCCUCAAACCACAAAGCUAUCCACAACGGGCGAAGCGGAGUCCCAUCACCUCCUUGCCGCUUUUGUGAAUGGUUUGUGA
Messenger RNA from Symbiodinium natans, 4983 nucleotides. NCBI's taxonomy places the organism in Eukaryota, Dinophyceae, Suessiales, Symbiodiniaceae. The record is from the annotation of a GenBank genome assembly.